CGAGCUGCCAUUUCGUUCCUGAUCCGGCUGCCUUUCGCACACACUCCAGAAUGCUCUGCUGCCAAAGGAUAGUUGUCCUGGCCUCGCACAACCACCUCUGAGUGACUUGCGACAGUCAUCCAUCUCAAGAAGCACAUCCCCAAGUUCUUGUUCCUCACCUUCUCCGGUUCUUUAUUGUUUCCGAUCCCUCUUUCCUCACCUGCCAGCAAGAUACGAAUUUUACUUGGAUAUAUUAAAGAAAUUGUUGACUCGCCACACAAAAAUUUCUUACAUGGCUGAAUCCUGACAAUAUGGCUGACUGCGCGGUAUGGGAUCUUUUGGAGGUUCAGCAAUAUAUAUCUUCAUAUGCAAUUCUUAAGAAGUGUUCACACCAGGCCAACUACUACGAGCAAUGAAAGCAGGAAUAUCAGGAGACCCCAAUGGGACUAUGCUCUGUGUUUGGAGGCAGCACUCUCCUCCUCUUCCUCAUUUGUUUUUGUUGCCAGAGGAAGCUACAGGCGCGGACACUGGCCAUGGCAGACCUGACCAACGUCGAGAGCCAACAGAGACAAAGAGCGAUUCGAAAUCAGCGACGUAGCGAUACUCAUCAGUUGAUAGCAGCCAUCAUCACCCCUCCCCCGGAUUACAACACGGUCAUCAAGAAAGAUUCGAUCUGCGAACCCGCACCCCCCACUUACGAGGUGGCUAUGUCGGGACUCCGAUCGGAUGGACAUAUGUGAAACGGCUCUUCAGAGACCGCCCUGGAUCUAACAACAAGCAAACGCAUGGAAAAUUCUUCCAUACAUAGAGACAUUGCAGUCAUGCCUCUCUUACAGAUGAACAAAGAACAUUCGUUUUAUUUUAAGAAAGGGAGGGUAAAAGGGAACAAGGAAUAUUGUGGCAACUGCAUCUGUAAUCAAUCAUGGGCACUAUAAAUGGAAUAUCAAUCUGAAAGAAAAUUUUCUGUUUUAACCCACUUAAUUGAUAGGUAAUUGUAACGAAAAGUCUUGUGUUACAUCAAAACGUUCUCUUAUCAACGAGUAAUUUCGCCAUUGCAACAAUGAAAUCGAUUUUCAUUAGAUAAGAUUAUUUUUACUUAGAUAAGUUCAUUCUACCUAUACAUAAGUAUCAUCUUGUAUCAGCAUCGUUUCUGUCCAAAACAAUAGCAUAAAUGUCUUUUGUGGAUUUUUACGUAACUAAUUUGAUAAAUGGUGUGAAGACUGACUUUUAUAAUAUGAGUAAAGUAGAACAGGAAUUUAUCAUAAAGUUUUUAAGCAACUAUUGAAACUAAAAAAUAUCUGCAAUCUCAGAAAAUGUGUACAAGUGAGACAAGAAAGCAAACGAGAGUAUUCUUGAAGUACAUUGUGUGUUAAAGCAAGCAUUUUGUAUUUCAAAAUAAAUGAAUUUAAUUUAUAA
Molecule: messenger RNA, 1395 nt
Organism: Argiope bruennichi
Lineage: Eukaryota; Metazoa; Arthropoda; Arachnida; Araneae; Araneidae
Exons: 5
Coding region: 420-719 (99 amino acids)
Source: RefSeq, a predicted model, not a curated record